This is a messenger RNA of Diospyros lotus (date-plum), 566 nucleotides long. RefSeq names its product auxin-responsive protein SAUR22-like. The coding region runs from base 118 to 399 and encodes 93 amino acids. NCBI's taxonomy places the organism in Eukaryota, Viridiplantae, Streptophyta, Magnoliopsida, Ericales, Ebenaceae. Gene Ontology annotation, biological process: response to auxin. The transcript has a single exon. The record is from RefSeq and is a predicted model, not a curated record.
UAUAUAUCAAUCUAUCAAGAGGCUCAGCCAACACAAGUCUCACAUAUUCUCAAAACUUCUCUCUUGGUUCUGCAAAGAUCAAUUAGAUCUUUCAUAUUUGCUCCAUCAUAAAAAGCCAUGGGUAUCCGAUUACUCAAUAUCCUUCAUGCAAAGAAUAUUCUCCGCCAAUCAACCUCUGAGUUUGUAGAUGUCCCAAAGGGCUAUUUAGCUGUUUAUGUUGGAGAGGCACAGAAGAAGAGAUUUGUGGUGCCAGUGUCAUACUUGAACCAUCCUGCAUUUCAAGAUUUGUUGCGCGAGGCUGAAGAAGAAUUUGGGUUCUCUCAUCCUAUGGGUGGCCUCACUAUUCCUUGCAGAGAAGAUACUUUCAUCAAUCUUACUUCUCGGCUGAAUGGAUUGUGAGAGCAGAAAGGAGGACAUGUCUUUUGGAAAAAUGACAAUUUUGUAGACCGGGAACAAUCUCAUGUACAACUUAUUUUCCUUUUUUGUAAAUACUAGAAUUUUGGCGGGAAAGAAAGCCUUGAUUCAUGACAAACAUGCAAUGAAAUCUAUUUCUUCUUCAAUGUGAA